AAAGUGAUUCAGAGAGUUUGCAAAUCCGAGUGAACGUAUUUAAUUUUCACGACCUCCAAGCCACGCCCAACCUCCCAUUCUUUACUUUCUUCCUCUGCAACUGCCAUAUCUAUAUUCACUCCGAAACCCUAGAAAACAUUGACCCACUUUGUAAAUGUGAUCAUCUCACAAACCCUAGAUUCAUAUUCACAAGCAAGACCUGACUGACCCCAGAUUCAGCUCCGACCUACUUCAGCAAUGGCCAAUAAUUUCUUGUUCAGGUACUUCAUAGCACUAACUUUACUCAUUUCCCACUUCAAUGUCUUAUGGGCAGACCAAAGUUCCCCUUUUUCCUUCAAAAAUUUUGUUAAAGAUCCCGGCUUUGAUUCCAACAUUGCUUUAUAUGGGGAUGCCAAGGUUGUUAAUGAUGAGUUUUCAGUUCAACUUACUAACUCUUUUAGUUCAAGUGCUGGGCGAAUCAUGUAUAAGAAACCCAUCAAGCUUGUUGUUGAAGGUGAGCCUAGGACUUUAGCUUCCUUUUCAACAAAUUUCUCCUUUUCUAUGUUUGAGGGAAGCGGUGGUGAUGGUUUGGCUUUUGUUAUGGUUCCAAGUGCUUUACCUUUUGAUGGGUUUGGUAAUAGCUCAUUUGGGCUCUCUCAAGCAUUGGAGAAAGAUAAAUUUAGAGUUAUUGCCAUUGAAUUUGAUACCUUUAGAGAUGACAAGUAUGGUGAUUUGAAUGACAAUCAUGUGGGAAUUGAUGUGGGUAGUCUUUCAUCAGCUAAAGUUAGCAAUAUUUCCUCUCACAAUAUGUGGUUGAAUAGUGGUAAGAAAAUGACUUCUUGGAUCGACUAUGAAGCUGGCUCGAAGAGAUUAGAGGUUAGGUUGAGUCAUUCUGGUGGUACCAAGCCGGUUGAUCCACUGCUCUCUUACCCAAUUGAUUUAUCAAAAAUGUUGAAUGAUGAGGAAGUUUUCAUGGGCUUAAGCUCUUCAACUGGAAAUUCUACCCAGAUAUGUUCUGUGUACUCAUGGAGCUUUAAUCUAAGGCGAGUUCCUCAUUGGAUGCAUUCACAGCCUUUGGAUCCUGAAAUUGUCGGUAAGAACACGAAAACAUCGCUGCCUGCCCCUAAGCGGACUGAUUGCUUACUGAGAGUGCUUGCUGCUCUGAUUCUUGGUGCUGCUUGUGGAGCUCUGGGAGCAUCUAUCAUGUUGUAUUUGUGGACCAUCUUCGCAAAUAGGCGUCCUGUUGUGCCUGUGACUCCUGAGGAAUGCACCAUGCACCGCCCUGUGGAUUUUGAGUACAAGAAGGUCAUAGCCGGGUAUAAAGUUCUCGAGGAUGGCAAAAAGGUAGAUUGUUAGAUGGAUCUCGUUGCAAGUUAUGUGAUGUAAAUUCAUCUUCUUUUUUGUCCUUGUAGUUUAGGCUUUGUUGUGUGGUUGUAACUGAUGAUCAAUUGUGAAAAAAAUGGUAGUUUUGUGUUACAUAUUGUUCUGAUGGAGCAAUUAAUGGAGUUUUAACUUUCAAUUGAGAA
Messenger RNA from Mangifera indica (mango), 1505 nucleotides. Its product is annotated as probable L-type lectin-domain containing receptor kinase S.7. NCBI's taxonomy places the organism in Eukaryota, Viridiplantae, Streptophyta, Magnoliopsida, Sapindales, Anacardiaceae. The transcript has a single exon. The coding region runs from base 238 to 1335 and encodes 365 amino acids. The record is from RefSeq and is a predicted model, not a curated record. Gene Ontology annotation, molecular function: carbohydrate binding.